Messenger RNA from Pipistrellus nathusii (Nathusius's pipistrelle), 4806 nucleotides. The record is from the annotation of a GenBank genome assembly. NCBI's taxonomy places the organism in Eukaryota, Metazoa, Chordata, Mammalia, Chiroptera, Vespertilionidae.
AUGAGGGGCGGCGAGCGGCCCCGGGGGCGCCUGUGGCCGGUGCUGGCCGUGCUGGCCGCGGCGGCCGGCUGCGCCCGGGCGGCCAUGGACGAGUGCGCGGACGAGGGCGGGCGGCCGCAGCGCUGCAUGCCCGAGUUCGUCAACGCCGCCUUCAACGUGACCGUGGUGGCCACCAACACGUGCGGGGCGCCGCCCGAGGAGUACUGCGUGCAGACCGGGGUGACCGGGGUCACCAAGUCCUGUCACCUGUGCGACGCCGGGCAGCCCCACCUGCAGCACGGGGCCGCCUUCCUCACCGACUACAACAACCAGGCCGACACCACCUGGUGGCAGAGCCAGACCAUGCUGGCCGGGGUGCAGUACCCCAACUCCAUCAACCUCACGCUGCACCUGGGAAAAUCUUUUGACAUCACGUACGUGCGCCUCAGGUUCCACACCAGCCGGCCGGAGAGCUUCGCCAUCUACAAGCGCACGCGGGAAGACGGGCCCUGGGUGCCGUACCAGUACUACAGCGGCUCCUGCGAGAACACCUACUUCAAGGUGAACCGCGGCUUCAUCAGGACCGGCGAGGACGAGCAGCAGGCCUUGUGUACGGACGAGUUCAGCGACAUUUCCCCGCUCACCGGGGGCAACGUGGCCUUCUCCACGCUGGAAGGAAGACCCAGCGCCUACAACUUUGACAACAGCCCCGUGCUGCAGGAGUGGGUAACAGCCACUGACAUCCGAGUGACUCUCAAUCGCCUCAACACUUUCGGAGACGAGGUGUUUAAUGACCCCAAAGUUCUCAAGUCCUAUUAUUACGCAAUCUCUGACUUUUCCGUAGGUGGUAGGUGUAAAUGUAAUGGACACGCAAGCGAGUGUGUGAAGAAUGAGCAUGACAAGCUGGUGUGCGACUGCAAGCAUAACACCUACGGAGUAGACUGUGAAAAGUGUCUUCCUUUCUUCAACGACCGGCCGUGGAGGAGGGCGACUGCCGAGAGUGCCAGCGAAUGCUUGCCCUGUGACUGCAAUGGUCGAUCACAAGAGUGUUACUUUGAUCCUGAACUAUACCGUUCCACCGGCCACGGUGGCCACUGCACCAACUGCCAGGAUAACACAGACGGCGCCCACUGCGAGAGGUGCCGGGAGAAUUUCUUCCGCCUUGGGAACACGGAGCCCUGCUCUCCGUGCCACUGUAGUCCUGUGGGUUCCCUCAGCACGCAGUGUGACAGCUAUGGCCGAUGCAGCUGCAAGCCGGGAGUGAUGGGCGACAAGUGUGACCGUUGCCAGCCCGGGUUCCAUUCUCUCACGGAGGCAGGGUGCAGGCCUUGCGUGUGUAACCCUUCAGGCAGCACGGAUGAAUGCAACGUCGAGACAGGGCGGUGUGUUUGCAAAGACAACGUUGAAGGCUUCAACUGUGAGAGAUGCAAACCUGGGUUUUUUAAUCUGGAACCAUCGAAUCCCCGAGGCUGCACACCCUGCUUCUGCUUCGGCCAUUCUUCCGUCUGUACCAAUGCCGUGGGCUACAGCGUUUACUCUAUAACCUCCACCUUUCAGAUUGACGAGGAUGGGUGGCGUGCAGAGCAGAGGGACGGCUCUGAAUCAUCCCUGGAGUGGUCCCCUGAGAGGCAAGACAUCGCCGUCAUCUCAGACAGCUACUUUCCUCGGUACUUCAUCGCUCCCGCCAAGUUCCUGGGCAAGCAGGUGAUGAGCUAUGGCCAGAACCUCUCCUUCUCCUUCCGAGUGGACAGGCGAGACACUCGCCUCUCUGCCGAAGACGUGGUGCUCGAGGGAGCUGGCCUGCGAGUGUCCGUGCCCUUGAUUGCUCAGGGCAAUUCCUAUCCAAGUGAGACCACUGAGAAAUAUGUCUUCAGGCUCCAUGAAGCAACAGAUUACCCUUGGAGGCCUACUCUUACCCCUUUCGAAUUUCAAAAGCUCCUUAACAACUUGACUUCUAUCAAGAUCCGUGGGACCUACAGUGAGAGAAGUGCUGGCUAUUUGGAUGAUGUCACCCUGGCUAGUGCUCGUCCCGGGCCAGGGGUCCCUGCCACUUGGGUGGAGACCUGCACCUGUCCUGUGGGAUACGGAGGGCAGUUCUGUGAGGUGUGCAUCUCGGGCUACAGAAGAGAAACCCCGAGUCUCGGGCCGUAUAGCCCAUGUGUGCUCUGUACCUGCAACGGACACAGUGAGACCUGUGACCCUGAGACAGGGGUUUGCAACUGCAGAGACAACACUGCCGGCCCCAACUGUGAGAAGUGCAGUGACGGGUACUAUGGAGAUCCAACCGCGGGCACCUCCUCUGAUUGCCAGCCCUGCCCGUGUCCUGGGGGCUCAAGCUGUGCUGUUGUCCCUACAACCCAGGAGGUGGUGUGCACCAACUGUCCUACUGGGACCACCGGUAAGAGAUGUGAGCUCUGCGAUGAUGGCUACUUUGGAGACCCUCAGGGGACGAACGGCCCUGUGAGGCUUUGCCGGCUGUGCCAGUGCAACGCCAACAUCGAUCCCAACGCGGUCGGAAAUUGCAACCGCCUGACGGGAGAAUGCCUGAAGUGCAUCUACAACACGGCCGGCUUCUACUGCGACCGCUGCAAAGAUGGCUUCUUCGGAAAUCCGCUGGCUCCCAACCCGGCAGACAAAUGCAAAGCCUGCGAUUGCAACCCCUACGGGACCUCUCGGGAGCAGAGCGGCUGCAGCCCCGUGACCGGCCAGUGCGACUGCCUGCCUCACGUCACCGGCCGGGACUGUGGAGCUUGCGAACCCGGAUUCUACAACCUGCACAGCGGGCAGGGCUGCCAGAGGUGUGACUGCCAUGCUCUGGGUUCCACCAACGGACUGUGUGACAUCCGCACCGGCCAGUGUGAGUGCCAGCCAGGCAUCACCGGUCAGCACUGCGAGCACUGUGAGGUCAACCACUUUGGCUUUGGACCCGAAGGCUGCAAACCCUGUGACUGUCACCCUGAGGGGUCCCUUUCACUCCAGUGCAAAGACGAUGGUCGCUGUCAAUGCCGAGAAGGCUUUGUGGGAAACCGCUGUGACCAAUGUGAAGAGAACUAUUUCUACAAUCGGUCUUGGCCUGGCUGCCAGGAGUGUCCAGCAUGUUACCGGCUGGUGAAGGAUAAGGUCGCUGAACAUCGAGUGAAACUUCAGGAAUUAGAGGCUCUCAUGGCAAACCUUGGCACUGGAGGUGAAGUGGUGCCGGAUCAAGCCUUCGAGGAUCGACUGAAGGAAGCAGAGAGGGAGGUGAUGGACCUCCUUCGUGAGGCUCAGGAUGUCAAAGAUGUUGAUCAAAAUUUGAUGGAUCGCCUCCAGAGAGUGAAUAACUCCUUAUCCAGCCAGAUUAGCCGCUUACAGAAUAUCCGGAAUACCAUUGAAGAGACUGGAAACUUGGCUGAACAAGCGCGUGCCCGGGUAGAAAGCACAGAGCAGUUGAUUGAAAUUGCGUCCAAGGAACUUGAGAAAGCAAAGAUUGCUGUUGCCAAUGUGUCAAUCACUCAGCCAGAGUCCACGGGGGAUCCGAACAACAUGACCCUUUUGGCAGAAGAGGCGCGAAGACUUGCGGAACGCCAUAAACAAGAAGCUGAUGACAUUGUCCGGGUGGCCCAGACAGCCAAUGACACAUCAACUGAGGCAUAUAAUCUGCUUUUGAGGACACUGGCAGGAGAAAAUCAAACAGCAUUGGAGAUUGAAGAGCUUAAUAGGAAGUAUGAACAAGCAAAGAACAUCUCCCAGGAUCUAGAGAAGCAAGCGGCCCGAGUGCAUGAGGAGGCCAAAAGGGCCGGGGAGAAAGCUGUGGAGAUCUAUGCCAGCGUGUCCCAGCUGUCGCCUGUGGACUCAGAAGCCCUGGAGAAUGAGGCAAAUAAGAUAAAGAAGGAAGCUGAGGAUCUGAGCCGUCUGAUUGACCAGAAGUUAAAAGAUUAUGAGGACCUCAGAGAUGACAUGAGAGGGAAGGAGUACGAAGUGAAGAAACUUCUGGAGGGCGGCAAGGUCGAACAGCAGACCGCCGACCAACUCCUAGCUCGAGCUGAUGCUGCCAAGGCGCUUGCAGAAGAAGCUGCUAAACGGGGACGGAAUACCUUACAAGAAGCCAAUGACAUUCUCAACAACCUGAAAGACUUUGAUAAGCGAGUGAAUGAUAACAAGACUGCUGCAGAGGAGGCACUAAAGAGAAUCCCCGCCAUCAACCAGACCAUAUUUGAAGCCAAUGAAAAGACGAGGGAGGCACAGCUGGCCCUGGGCAAUGCAGCAGCAGACGCCACAGAGGCUAAGAACAAGGCCCACGAGGCGGAGAGGAUCGCCAGCGCUGUCCAGAAGAAUGCUACCAGCACCAAGGCAGAAGCUGAAAGGACUUUUGCAGAAGUGACAGAUCUGGACAAUGAGGUGAACAAUAUGUUGAAACAGCUACAAGAAGCAGAAAAGGAGCUGAAGAAAAAACAAGAUGACGCAGACCAGGAUAUGAUGAUGGCGGGGAUGGCCUCUCAGGCUGCCCAGGAAGCCGAGAUCAAUGCCAGGAAGGCCAAGAACUCCGUCUCCAGCCUCCUCAACCUUAUUAACAACCUCUUGGAGCAGCUGGGGCAGCUGGACACCGUGGACUUGAACAAGCUCAACGAGAUCGAAGGCACCCUGAACAAAGCCAAAGACGAAAUGAAAGCCAGCGAUCUGGACAGGAAAGUGUCCGACCUGGAGAACGAAGCCAGGAAGCAGGAGGCCGCCAUCCUGGACUACAACAGGGACAUCGAGGAGAUCAUGAAGGACAUCCACAACCUGGAGGACAUCAGGAAGACCUUACCCUCCGGCUGCUUCAACACCCCGUCCAUCGAAAAGCCCUAG